AGACACUUCAAAUGAGGACAUAUGUUAAAGCAUAGAGUCGAUCCUUCUCAACAGUGUUCUGUGCUUUGGAACGGAGACGUUAUUUCAAUUUUUCAAAUAACCAAGCGUUUAACAUGCACCAUUGGCCACGUUUUUUCUACCUUUCCGUAUUAUGCUUCCUGUCCGUUUCAUCGAUAGAUUUACCCGAAUAUCUGCACAUAUGCCACCGCAACCAACCCGACUUGGCAGGCUGUAUAAAGCAGUCUGUCGAGGAUCUGCGGCCCAAUUUAAUCCAAGGAAUACCUGAACUCGGUGUGCCUCCGAUUGAGCCGCUGAUCAUCGAAGAACCGAUAUCGACCAAAGGAAGCGGGUUGACCGUGACGACCAAGGACUUGAAGGCACACGGCGGAGGAAACUUUACAAUCCUGAGCAUGGCGAUCGACAUCCCUUCCUACAUAUACAAAUUCACCAUAGCUUUCGACCAUCUGAAAAUCCUCGGCAAUUACGUCGUCGACGGAAAAAUCCUUAUGAUCCCCAUAAAAGGCGACGGCGAUAUGAUCUGUGAUGUAUACAAUGUCGAGGCAUUUGUGACCAUGCACGGAGAGCAAAUAACUAAAGACGGCGUAAACCAGCUACACUUCAAAGCCAUGGACGUCGACGUUAAUGUUGCCAAUGGGAAAAUAGUCCUCAGCAAUCUGUUCGGCGGAGAAAAACUUCUUGGUGACACGAUCAACGCUGCGAUAAACCUCAACUUCCAGUACUUCUUGAAGGAGCUGAAACCUAUUAUUUCGGAAAGCUUGUCCCUGUUCAUUCUCAGGUCGGCGAACAAGAUCUGCGACGGUCUGCCUUACGACGAAAUUCUACCCAACUGAGCUUUAAAAAAAUCGAAAUGACAAAAUUUAUUUUCCUCCCAUCGAUAAGUACGGAAUACACAAAAUACAAUUAGAUUUUCUACAUUUUUACAAUGAAAAUUUGGUAUUGAUAUUUGUUUAUAUGACAAUUAAAAAUUUAAAAUAUUGGAAUUUCAUCAAUAUGUAAUUAAAUUGAAACAUCAGCGAAUUAUAACAAAAAAUUUCUUAAAACCCUAUAAAGAAUCAUAAUUCUUCAUUAAGCUUUAGGAAUUAUUAAAUUUACAAUUACACUUAAAUUAUUAGAAAUACAAGAUUCAAUACUUAAAUUAUAAAGAAAAAUCAAUCAUCCAAUUUUUGGAUAUCUGAAAAUUGCAUAAAAUAUCAGUAGACAAAAUCAAGUUUAUGUAUUUUUUUCUUUUCUGUCUUUACAUUUAACGAUUUUAAUCCAGCUUUUGUCUAAUAGCCAUCAAUAAAACAAACUAUAGUUUAUCACUAUACAAAAGCCCCAAAAACAGUUUAACAAUUUAUGUCUGUAUUUUUCUGAAAAUUAUUGACAAAAUAAAACAUUGGCUUCAAGCUGUGGAAAAUUUUC
Messenger RNA from Cimex lectularius (bed bug), 1422 nucleotides. Its product is annotated as protein takeout-like. NCBI's taxonomy places the organism in Eukaryota, Metazoa, Arthropoda, Insecta, Hemiptera, Cimicidae. The record is from RefSeq and is a predicted model, not a curated record. The transcript is spliced from 7 exons. The coding region runs from base 114 to 851 and encodes 245 amino acids.